AUGAGCAAUUUAAAAAAGGAAGAAACCUGUCAGAAUGGCGAAAAGGAAGUAACUGAACAGGCGGUAGCCUUUACGAAUGAAGAAACCUCCAGCGAAUCGACGCUAAAGAAAAAAGUCACAAAGAAAGUCAGUUUCCUCCUUGAUGAGGAUGGGGCAAAUGGGAAAAAGGAAGACGUAAAAAUGGAUGGCGGUUCUUUGGAGGGGCACCAAAAUGGGGAUGCUUCCCACACGGGUGCAGAAGAGGGGAAACACAAUAACGAGCAGCAACGUGACGACUGCAAGGGGAACGACUUUGUGAAUAUCAGUUUUGCCAAGUGCAGCAGCGUCGGUGAACGAAACGGUGGUGAAUAUUGGGGAAAGGAAGAAGACACCCCUAAUGGCAGUUCAUGCAACGGAAACGAGCACAAGCUCUUCUGCAGCGAGGACAACCAGAGUAGGCGCUUCCACACGCAGUUCAAGUUUUUCGAAACGCAGCAGAUGCAGCACAAGAUGUUCGCCCCCCAGGAAAAUCAACACAAGCUAUUCGCCACUGGCAGCAAACAGAACGAAUACAAAGACAGGGAGAGAGAGCCAGUGUAUGUUAAAUUCGACAAGCGUGAGUGUGCGAAGAAUGAGCAGAACUCCGUCUUCUUGAAGGACCAACUGAAGGGGGGCGAAACUGACGAGGUGGAUUCCAAUAAAAAUAACGAUGAAGGGGGGAAAAAAGCGGAAAUGCAGAUUAAAACGGAAGCCCAAAUGGAGGUUAAAACGGAACGCACGGAUUUUGAAAAGUCGUACAACGAGAGUUUACAUAAUUUCCGAGCGUCCUCCUUUGUGGACAUUCUGAACUCCAUGCAGGGGGGUGGAAAAGGGGGAAACGGGGGAAGCAGCGGGUCGAUAACAAAUGGGACGACCCCAAAUGGGAAUGCUCCCCAUGAGUACUUCCCCCCAGUUUCUGGGAAGGACUACGAAAACGUGGACUCCCUAGAAAACCAACAAAACGACAACAUGCAGCUGAUUGCGUGCAUCCUCUGCGGAGACAGCAUAAAGGCGAACGCGUCCAAAAUGUGCAGCAACUGCAUUUUGCAAAACGUGGAAAGUAGUAGCAUUAAUAUAAACAAGGACACGUACCUUAUAUACUACUGCAGGGAGUGUAAGAGGUACCUGCACAACAGGUGGGUAUAUUGCGAAUUGGAGAGCAAAGAAUUACUAGCGCUAUGCUUAAAAAAAGUGAAUAAAUUGAAAAAGCUAAAAAUAUUGGACGCAAAAUUCUUAUAUACAGAACCGCAUAGUAAAAGAAUAAAAAUCCACCUUAGCGUGCAGGAAGAAUUAAUAAACAAUUUCAUCAGCGAGAUGGAAUUAAUCCUACACUACGUAAUAAAAUACACCCAGUGUGAUGACUGCAAGAAGACUUAUACUCCCUACACAUACAACACUUGCGUAUCGGUUAGGCAAAAAGUGGAACAUAAAAAAACACUCCUCUUUUUGGAAAGCCUACUAUUAAAAUAUAAUAUGAACGAGAAUAUUAUUAAUAUAGUUUCCAACCCAGAUGGUUUGGACUUUCAUUUUUUGUCACGAACAGAUGCCCUCAAAUUCUGCGACUUCAUAUUAAGCAAGACAAUGUCAAAGUGUAAAAAUUCAAAACAUUUGAUAAAUCACGAUGCGAAUAAUAACACGUAUAAUUAUUUGUACUCAUUUUCCAUCGACAUUUGUCCAAUUUGUAAAUAUGACUUGAUUUUUUUUCCGAAAGAUUUAUCCAUCAAGUAUGGAAUGAAGAGCUCCUUCUACCUCUGCCUCCACGUAUCCAUAUUCAUCAUACUGAUUAAUCCUUUUUGUUCUUCUAACUCUGCUCAUAUAUCGCAAGAGAGGUACAAUAAGCAUCCGUUCUUGCCACUGCUCAGCAAGGCAGACUCCAAGGUCUUCCUCAUACUCAACGUGGAGUACAUCGACAGGGAUCCGUAUUCCAAGGGUGACAGGAAAAGUGGUGCCUCCACCCAAAAUGGCAAAUGUGUUGACACUAUUGGGGACGAUAUGCUGGAGGAUAAUGCAUCCCUGAAGGGAACGUCAAACCGGUCCAUCCGAACCAAGGGUAAAAAUGUUAACCUGAAGAGGAAAACGAAAAAUUCGGUCAGCUCAAACAUUGUAGAAGAAUUCUCCUCCGAUGACCUCUUCCAAGUGAACGAAGAGAAUGGCUCACUUGCCGACACGAAGAGUUGCAAAUCCUCCUCCAGAAAAGUAAAGCUAGACAAACUCGUCUACGCAUUCAUCGAGUUGUACGACGAAUCAGAGGGAAACACAAUACUCACCAAAACGUGUAACGCUAGGCAUUUAAAACCAGGAGAUUACGUAAACGCUUAUGACCUAAGAAAACACACCUUCGACAAUGACAUAAACUUAUACUUGGAAAAAGAGGACAACUACAACAUAAUCAUUAUUGAUAAGGUGAAGCCAAAGGAAAGGCAAAAAAUAGAAAACGAAUUAGAGGUCCAAAAUAAUAAUAUAGAGACCAUGAAGAAUAUUAAUGAGGAGGAUAUUUUUAAGUCCAUCCUUAUGAAGAACUGUGCCGGUAUGGAGAAUAUUACCAUCCUUUGA
Plasmodium coatneyi is the source of this 2571-nucleotide messenger RNA. Its product is annotated as NMD3-like protein. The record is from RefSeq and is a predicted model, not a curated record. Gene Ontology annotation, cellular component: nucleus; cytoplasm. NCBI's taxonomy places the organism in Eukaryota, Apicomplexa, Aconoidasida, Haemosporida, Plasmodiidae. The coding region runs from base 1 to 2571 and encodes 856 amino acids. The transcript has a single exon. Gene Ontology annotation, molecular function: ribosomal large subunit binding. Gene Ontology annotation, biological process: ribosomal large subunit export from nucleus.